AUGCCGCGCCUCUUCCUGCAGCUAGCGGCGCUCUCGCUCUCGCUGCUCGUCGCGCUGGCGCUGGCGCAGUCCCCGCCCGAGCCGCUGCACGGCGCGCAGGCCGACGGCGACGCCGCCACGCCCGCGCCCCUGGCCAACCCGAACCCCAACGCGGCCGUGGCCGCCGGCGCCUUCGAGCGCGCGGACGCCGACCACAACGGCCUCGUGGACGCGCGGGAGUUCGCGGCCUUCACGGACUCGCUCAAGCAGGCGCUGGGCCCGUUCCUGGGUGCGCUGCCGUCCGACGCUGGCGCGGCCGCCGCCGCGUGGGGCGCGCGCCCCAAGCUGCGCGCUGGGGGCAACCCGCACAAGUUCUGGUCGGGCUUCGUGAGCGGCAUCCUGACCAUCUGGGCCACGGAGAUCGGCGACAAGACGUUCUUCAUCGCCGCCAUCCUGAGCAUGAAGAAGGACCGCGUCGUGGUGUUCGCGGGCGCCAUCGGCGCGCUCAUCGUCAUGACGGUGCUGUCCGUGGUCAUGGGCGUCGUGGCCACCAAAUUCCUGCCCCCGAGCCUGACGCACUACCUGGGAGGUGUCCUGUUUGUGGUGUUCGGCGUCAAGAUGCUGUACGACGCGCGCGAGAUGAACGCCGCGGGCCCUUCGGACGAGCUGACGGAGGUGGAGGAGGAGCUCAUGGGCAAGAAGGACGAGGACGCUGUCCAGGCCGAACAUGUGGAGGAAGGCUUGGGCAAGGCGGAGAGCGCGACGGACGGCAUGAUGAAGGUCUUCUCGCAGACGUUCCUCAUGACGUUCCUGGCGGAGUGGGGUGACCGCUCGCAGAUCGCGACGGUGACGCUAUCGGCGACCAAGGACGCGUUCGGCGUCACGCUGGGCGCGAUCCUCGGCCACUCGAUGUGCACGGGCAUCGCUGUCAUUGGCGGCAAGUUCCUGGCCACGCGCAUCUCGGAGCGGACUGUGACGCUUGUAGGCGGCGUCCUCUUCGUCAUGUUUGCGCUGCACUCGUUCGUGACGGGCCCCAGCGUGUCGGAGUAGGCUGCAGAAGGUGACAUCAAGCAACAAGCAGUAUAGAUAAAGCGACGAGCUGACUCCACGGUAGCACUGGGUGACGCGCUGCAUUCAUUUGGCUUUAAUUGCUCUUCAUGAACUU
Phytophthora sojae is the source of this 1144-nucleotide messenger RNA. RefSeq lists its product as hypothetical. The transcript has 4 exons. Gene Ontology annotation, cellular component: Golgi apparatus. Gene Ontology annotation, molecular function: calcium ion transmembrane transporter activity; calcium ion binding; manganese ion transmembrane transporter activity. Lineage: Eukaryota; Oomycota; Peronosporomycetes; Peronosporales; Peronosporaceae. The record is from RefSeq and is a predicted model, not a curated record. Gene Ontology annotation, biological process: Golgi calcium ion homeostasis; calcium ion transmembrane transport; Golgi calcium ion transport. Bases 1 to 1029 code for a protein of 342 amino acids.